CAGGAUGUGGGGGGAGCCGCAGUCUUGUAGCUGGAUCCCCAAGGAGGAGAAAUUCUAAAGCAGUAGGAAGAAAGUGUUUCAGUUUGGGACACUUACUUGCCCCUGGAAAUGGGGAAUGGACUGUCAGACCAGACAUCUAUCCUGUCCAGCCUGCCUUCCUUUCAGUCCUACCACAUUGUUAUUCUGGGUUUGGACUGUGCUGGAAAAACAACAGUCUUAUACAGGUUGCAGUUCAAUGAAUUUGUAAAUACUGUACCUACCAAAGGAUUUAACACUGAGAAAAUCAAAGUGACUUUGGGAAAUUCUAAAACAGUCACUUUCCAUGUCUGGGAUGUAGGUGGUCAAGAGAAAUUGAGGCCCGUAUGGAAGUCGUAUACCAGACGCACAGAUGGCAUGGUGUUCGUGGUGGACUCGGUUGAUGUUGAAAGGACGGAAGAAGCCAAAACUGAACUUCAUAAAAUAACUAGGAUAUCUGAAAACCAAGGAGUCCCUGUACUUAUAACUGCCAACAAGCAAGAUCUGAGGAACUCACUGUCUCUCACAGAAAUUGAGAAACUGUUAGCAAUGGGUAAACUGAGCUCAUCAACUCCUUGGCAUCUGCAGCCCACUUGUGCAAUCAUAAGAGAUGGACUCAAAGAGGAACUGGAGAAACUGCACGAUAUGAUAAUUAAAAGAAGAAAAAUGUUGCGGCAACAGAAAAAAGAAAAGAUGAACAUUGAUAUGUUUUAUAGCUGUGUGGAGUAG
Messenger RNA from Octodon degus (degu), 744 nucleotides. Its product is annotated as ADP-ribosylation factor-like protein 4A. Lineage: Eukaryota; Metazoa; Chordata; Mammalia; Rodentia; Octodontidae. Gene Ontology annotation, cellular component: cytoplasm. Bases 109 to 744 code for a protein of 211 amino acids. The transcript has a single exon. Gene Ontology annotation, biological process: intracellular protein transport; vesicle-mediated transport. The record is from RefSeq and is a predicted model, not a curated record. Gene Ontology annotation, molecular function: GTPase activity; GTP binding.